AUGACCUUCCUCCCUUUCCUAUCUACUUUGCCCUUUUCCUAUCUUCCAACCCUCCUGCCCCUCCUGAUACCUCCACCGAUCCUCCCACUUUCUUUUCCUUCUUCCCAUAAUCAUGUGGAUCUAUCUAUUAAUAUAUCUCGCUCCUAUUCUUUCUUUCUUUUCUUUUUCUUUUCUUUUCUUUCUUUCUUUCUUUCUAUAUAUAUCUGUUUUCCUUCUUCUUCUUCUUCUUCUUCUUCUUCUUCUUCUUCGCCUUCUUAUUUUUCUUCUUCUUAUUUUUCUUCUUAUUAUUUAAUAGUAGUUUCUCCGUUCUUCCUUUUUAUUUUAUCCAUUAUUAUUGUCUUUUUUGCUUUUCCUCCUAUUCACUCUAUUAAUUUCUUUGUUCCUUAUCAUCAUUUUCUUUUUCUACUUCUUUUUCUUUUCUUUAUUCUAUUCAUUAUUAUUAUUAGUAGUAGUAGUAGUAGUAGUUUCUUCCUUAUCAUCGUUUUCUUCUUCCUUUUUAUUUUAUCCAUUAUUGUUAUUAUUAGUUACUUUCUUCCUGAUCAUCAUCAUCAUCUUUUUACUUCUUUCUUUCUUUCUUUCUUUCUUUCUUUCUUUCUUCUUGUUCUUCUUUAUUUUAUAAAUUAUUAUUAUUAA
Molecule: messenger RNA, 633 nt
Organism: Acanthosepion pharaonis
Lineage: Eukaryota; Metazoa; Mollusca; Cephalopoda; Sepiida; Sepiidae
Source: the annotation of a GenBank genome assembly